CUCUCGAAUAAUGUGGCGCAAGACAACAUCUGACCGCGAUGUUGAGGACACGUGGUACUUCAAGAUGCCCAAAGUUGAGCUCCACUGCCACCUGGAAGGUUCGUUCCCAUUCUCACUGGUACGCAUCUGCAAAUGUCGCCUCGCCAUGACAACGAGCAUCUCUCUGUUUAAUUGUGCGUGCGUGUGUGUGUGAUGCAGGUGGUGGAUGAGUACAGGCGGCAAGGCAUCCCUCUGCCGUCUGAUGAUGAGGCCGCGUUGCGUGAGUACUUCUUGAUUGAGAGGCCUUCGAGCAUCUCGACGGCUUCCUGGACAAGUUCGCCCAUCUGCAGAAGAUCUUCGGCGACCUGGAUGCCCUCGAGAGGCUGACGACAGUGGCGGUGGAGGGCAAACACAACGAGGGCGUCAAGCUGCUGGAGCUUCGGUUCGCCCCCACGUUCAUCGCACAUGGUAUGGUGAGGGGCAGCCGAUGAAAUGGAUGGACCGAACCAACCCACCAGUUGUGGAUGUGUGGCAUUUAUUUGCUGCUCUCCGCUGUCCGUACGUCCACACAGGCUGGGGCCAGUCCUUUUCGUCCAUUCUGUCGGCCAUUCAGCGGGGCGUCAAGCGGGCCUGCGAGAGGUGUGAAAAUGGCAUCCACGUCGGCCUCAUCUGCAUCGCUGUGGGCGCGUCGGGCCACCAGGAGUUCGACCGC
Messenger RNA from Vitrella brassicaformis, 691 nucleotides. The record is from the annotation of a GenBank genome assembly. NCBI's taxonomy places the organism in Eukaryota, Vitrellaceae.